AUGGCAUCAGUCGUGAAGCUUGACUUUGCCCGGUUCACUCACGGAAGUGAUCAGGAUAAAAAAAGAUUCGGACAAGAACUGGUUAAAGCUCUCAACAAGUCCGGUUUUGUCAAACUUUCCAACCAUGGCCUGUCCGACCAGGAGGUUGAAGAUAUCAUGCAGGUAUCACGCCACUUCUUUCACCUGCCGCGGUCAGUAAAAGCGAGGAUAGAAGUUCCCCCUGGCCCAAACCCUCAGCGCGGAUGGAGCGGACCUGGUUCAGGGGAGUAUGUUGCCGGAAGUAGGAAAGAAAACCAUGAGGGUAUGGAUCUAAAUCAACUCAUGGACGCGAGAGAACAUUUUGACGCCGGACCAAAGGAUGAUACCCAGUUCCCAAACAGAUGGCCGUCUGAUGAAGAAGCUCCCGGGUUCCGGGAAAAGGCCACCAAGCACUACGAAACCUGCAGAAGUGUUGCACUCCAAAUUUUGGAAGCCAUCGAAGUCGGCUUAGAUCUACCUGGCAUUUUUGUCGAGAGAUGCACGAAAGACGCCAGCGAGAUUUGCAUCAAUGUGUACCCAGAAAUUAAAGCUGAAAAGAUCGACGAGUGCACCAAGCGCAUCUGGCCACACACCGACUACGGGGUCAUAACCCUGCUAUUCCAAGACCGAGUCGGUGGGCUGGAACUGGAAGAUCAAGACAGGCCCGGGACCUUCUUACCGGUUACACCUACAAACGCCGGCGAACCCAUUGAGAUGAUUGUUAACGCGGCAGACUGCUUUGAGCGGUGGACCAACGGGUUUAUAAAAGCUGGUUUGCACCGCGUCACUGUUCCUGUCGACACGGUUGAGAAAAAUGGCUCCAUAUCCGAGAGGUGCUCAAUUGCGUUUUUCUUAAAGGCCAGUCGGGACGCGAUGGUUGGACCGCUUCCUCCAUUCGUGUCCGAAAAAAACCCGGCCAGGUUUCAGGACAUGACUGCGCUGCAGUUCCAGCAACUACGUAACUCGUCACUCUACAAGAUUUAA
Messenger RNA from Pyricularia grisea, 1002 nucleotides. RefSeq lists its product as uncharacterized. Gene Ontology annotation, molecular function: dioxygenase activity. The coding region runs from base 1 to 1002 and encodes 333 amino acids. The transcript is spliced from 3 exons. The record is from RefSeq and is a predicted model, not a curated record. Lineage: Eukaryota; Fungi; Ascomycota; Sordariomycetes; Magnaporthales; Pyriculariaceae.